Clarias gariepinus (North African catfish) is the source of this 2130-nucleotide messenger RNA. RefSeq names its product duboraya (gene dub). The transcript is spliced from 7 exons. The record is from RefSeq and is a predicted model, not a curated record. NCBI's taxonomy places the organism in Eukaryota, Metazoa, Chordata, Actinopteri, Siluriformes, Clariidae. Bases 309 to 1232 code for a protein of 307 amino acids.
CUGGCAUUACGGCAAGGUUGCCAGAUUAAAGGGUCCUGUUCAAUUUUGACUUGUAUUAAUUUGAAUUGUGAUAGACAAAAUGUUGCAGGUUUACGAGAUCUCGAACAUUUCCAUAUGGUUUUAAGAGAACUGAUUGUUAGGGAAGUUUUUUACACCAGGUCUCCGCUGUAAACACUAAGCCACAACCUGGCAACCCUGGCCUUGGGUGGAGGGUGAGAGGAGAGCUCCAGCUUCAACUUCAGCUAGCUGAUAAACUAGAGAGCAGCAAGAGUGUUCAGGGGAACUCUCCAAACACAGGAGGGGAAAACAUGGCGAAGGGCUCAAGAGUGUCUGUGGCUGAGCUGGCCGGAAAGUUCGCAUGUCAGGCUCCCCAUCCUACAGAAGCUGAAGUGAACAAGCCUGUACGAAAGAGACCUCCACGCUCACUGCCACUUCCUGCCAGUAACGAUGCAGGUCAGGACGAGCAAAAACCAGAAGUUGGAGCCAAUCCACUCAGAAAGAAUCGAAACUCUGCCCUCAUUGAGAAACUACAGGCAUCUCUUUCUCCGACUGCCCUCCUGCCUUCCCCAUUGAGCCCCGGUGCUGUAAAACCACAGCUGCCGUUUUUCCCACCUCAGUCUCCUAGUAGCCCAGUCAGCCCAACCCCAGCACCCAAACCAGCUCAGAAGGAGAUCCCAGCCAGCUUUGAGACCCCUGCAGAAGGCACCAUACUACAAAGCAUAAACAAGGGUCGUGCUCGUCUUUCUAUCAAACGUCGUCCGCCGUCUCGCCGACUCAGAAAGUCCAGCGAGGAUGAAGGCGGGAAUGAAGAAGAAAAAAAUGCCUCGCCCAUCUCUGGCUCGAUAAAUCCAGAUGGAAAGGAGAACGAUGUGUUCGCAAAGCAGAGCGUGCAAAAGGAAGAGGUUGACGGUAAUGAAUCGGCAACUGCUACACCUAAAGAAGAGCAAGAUCAAGAGCAAGAGAAAGAGUCAACAGAUUCAGAACAGCAGCCCUCAGCUUCGACAGGAGGAGAAGAAGAGAAGGGGGAGUGUGCUGUUUCAAGUGAGAAGGAGGAGACGGUUGAAGAGGAGAAGAAGUCUGAGCUAGCUGAGUUAGACAACGAAAAUGAUGAGUCCACAAAACAAGAGCCUGUUGAGGAGACAGCCACAGAGCCACAGAGUGAACCAGCAACGGAAGCUGAGGAAGAAGUACAACAGGAUGUGAAAAAAGAAGAAGAAGACGGAGGAAUGUAGAUGCUCUACACCAUAAAGAAUGGGAAUUCUGCUCAACGGACAGUUCACUUUAUCCUAGGCACAUUGGUGAGCCACAAGGCUGAAGUGUAGGCCCAAGAAUAAUGUGAAUAGAAUGUCCUGAAUCCUUCCAAUCAAGCUUUAGCACCAGUUAUAGCUUUUGGUUUUAAAAAAUGUGUAUGUGAAAGUUCAUUAUAAAAAAAAGAAGAAAGAAAUUCAUUGUUUCCUGUACAGUUUUGUUAACAUUUUGCUAACAUCUUUUUACGUGCUGGUGAAAUUGUCCCAGAUUCAGUAUUAUUUUUUUGUCAUUUUGUAUAUACAUUGCACUAAAGUAAAUGUUGUAGUAAAGAAUUGAUGAAUGGAUGUUAAUAAAACUUGCUUCAUUAAUUUAAACUUCAAAACACUGGGAUUAAGAAUGAGCGGAUUGUGUGUUGCCAGAUACACCAUCGGGUAUUAUGUUCCGAGAUUUUUCUUUUGAGAAGUCUGUUUUUCUUUAUAUUUUAAUGAAUCAGAUAACCAGUUGUGUUGUUCUAAUAUCCCAAGGAUGUACAUCAAUGAUUAACAGCCAUAUAUUGAUGAUUGAGUCCUUUUUUAAAGUUCAUUAGAAUUUAUUUUCUCCCUUAAACUAAACAAGCACAACCUUGAACCUGCUUGAAUGUGAUUCAAUCUGUGUGUUUUCUACAAUUGUGUGUCUCACUUGUCUAACCUUUGAUUAUAUUUCUGUCAUCCAAAAUAUACCUCGCUGAGUUCCACACUGGAUGACUCCAAAUCAGUUACCGUCACAAGAAGUAGUUAGCAGUUUAAUAAUAGUACACUGGAAAUACAUUCAUUUAUUUGAAUUUUUUGAACUGUGAUGAUUUUUUAAACUAUGUGAAUAAAAAAAAGCUUUGUGUCACAUUGA